CGUGCGACGGCGAGAAGCACGUCGUAUCGGUCGAGAUGUUCUGGGACAAGGACGUGGACCCCAGCAAGAGGGUAGCCCUGCACGCCGAGGCCGACUCCGAGUCCAACCAGGCCGAGCUCGCCUUCCCGGACCAGUACAUCAAACUUCACGUCACCAAACUGCCCAACGGCUUCACCUCCGUGCUGGAGUGGACCGAGGGCGACCGCAUCACCCUGAGCACCGAGUGGGCGCUGGCGUCGCAAGGGGGCCGGGUUUCGGCGCGCCUCACCACGCCGUUCCACGGCUACAAGCUGCAGACUCUGGCCGCCCUGUACGUCCUGGAGGACAACAGCACGGACGCGCGCGUCGACCUGACGUGGCGCGACCAGAUGCUGUCCGUCAGCGCGCUCGGCGAGACGCUGGACGGGGGACUGCGGGCCACGGCGCACGUCACCAGUUCGCUCGCCAUCCUGCGCAACGUCACCCUGGCCGUGAGCCACACCGACGUCAAGAACGGCACGACGCGCGACAUGCAGAGCCGCGCCGCCCUCGACUACAACGGGCACCGCACGGCCGCCGAAGCGCUCCUGCUCGCCACCAACAUUGGCGUGUCCGGCACGGCGUCCUUCGUCAGCCCGUUCGAGCUGGCGCGCUCGCUGGCCGCCAAGUUUGCCCUGGAGAACGACGUGUACGGUGACCGCGGAGAGCUGGAGGUGAGCUGGGCGCCCGAGCGGCGCGCCGGCGCGCAGUUUGAGCUCAUGCUGGGCCGCAACCCGCACGCCCUGCUGCAGGUCGCCACCCCCUUCGAGGGCUACGAGAUCAGCUUGGCCGAGUUCCUCUACAGCACGACGAGCGGCUCUGCCAACGUGGACCUGCGCGCCGAGUUCAACCGCAAGGCCGUGUCCGUGGCCCUGGAGGGCCAGCGCACCGACGCCCUCCUCAAGGGCAAGGCAGAGAUGACGACGCCCUUCACGGAGCCCAUGAAGAUGACGGCAGAGCACAGUACCAAAACCGGCAAAGUCAGAGACGUCCUACGCGUAACGUACGCCAGCCAGAACGUCGUCUUGGUGGACGUCGGGGGCGACAUCCAGUUCCCCAAACUUGUUGACGUUACGGGUAAAGUGGGUUUUCCUGGCCACUCAAUCGAGACGACCAUCUUGAGUCAGGUGGAUUCGGUUGGUCUGACAACGGAACUGAGCGGCAAGUGGAACCAGGACACCGUUUCCCUGCGCGUCGAGAACAGCCUGCAGCGCAAGGACGACUCCACACUCUCGUUCGACCACAAGAUGACCCUGAAGGGGUCCGUCCUGCCGAGGGAGCUCAUGGUCGUGCUGCACCACCGCUACAAAUCUGACGCAUUCUACAUCACAAACGUGGCGCUACCCGGGGGCAUUUUCCUGUCGCACAGUCUCACAUUCGACGACAAGACACAUUGGGAGAACAGCAUUACGGUCAAGACGCCCUCUAAGACUGGCUCCAUCGUCAACGCGCACAGCAAGUCCUUCGACGACACCGAGCUGGAACACAGCAUGACCGCCACUCUGAACGGAAAGAAAGCCACGGCCGGGUUGUCUUACACCAAAUACUCAGCUGGUUACAUCAAGAACCUUGAGGCAGCCAUCACCACACCAUUCUCAGAGCCCAUCAAGCUAAAGUUGGAUAUACCUUUCGAGGCGAAGAACACUUGCAGGCCACGACUAGUCCUCAACUACAAGGACAAGACUAUCAGCGCCGUGUCUUUGGUCCGCUUCAACAAGGACGGGGCCCACUUCGAUCUCCAGUUCGACGCUCCAUUCUGCCCUCCAGUGCGGGUGGACGCUGACGUUGACCUCCAGAAAACUCCCAAAUCGACCCGAAUGAUGGUCACCUGGGAAGGAAAAGAAAUGGAAAUUGAGGCGAGCGGCGAAUUGGGCAAGUUGAAAUCUGGAUUCUCCGUUAAAAUGAACCGACCGGACCUAGGCAUGGACGUGUUUCAGGUUAGGGGCAAGUAUGACCUCAUGGCCCCCAUCAAGGCGGCCGAGCUCUCCAUCGAGAUUGACGGGCGCGAGUGGUUCGUGCGAGGCAGCGGCGGUGCCCUCCCGGACAAGUUCCAGGGCGGAUUCGAGUACCACCUGCCGAUAAGCCGUGAGUGGGAUGCGAUGCGCCUGGAGGGUGACAUCGACCUGACGAAGCCGACCAAGCUGGCCGUCGUGUCCUUUCACAGGGGCGAGUCCCACUUGAUUCUCUCCGGCUCAGCCGUCAUCGACAAGAAAGCACCAAGACUCAGCCUAUCGCUCGACAGCAAGCUCCCGGGGAUCAACUCGGCCGACUUCCUCGCCGCCUACAACAGAAACGGUGGAAACGCUCACACUGUAGAGGUAUCGUACGGACAGACCGAGUUUGAUGUGAAGCUGGUCGGCAACCUGGUCACCAACGAUCUCUCCGGCCUUGCAAACAUCGAGCUGCUUUCCCCGAUCAAGGGCCACGAGCGCAUGUCGAUGAACUUCGAUUACGAUCUUCAGGGUAAACAUCAGAAAGUAAUUUUCAAGGCCACAAGAAACGAGUGGGUAGUAGUGUUUGACGGGAUGAGUAACCUGGACGAGAACGGGGAAGGAGAAGCGAUGCUGCAAUUGAAUCUGCCGUACGAGGGGUUGGAGGAGCUCAUGGCCAGCUUGAAGCAGGAACUCGGCAAAGAAAAGAGAUCAGUAAACGUCGUGCUAACCAACAACGAUAAGGCAGUCUCUCUGUCUGGUAACGUUGUGACACCCGAGGAGGGUGGCGUCGCGAUUUCGGCGGCUCUGGUAACUCCUUUCGAAGGCUUCCAGUCCAUCGGCGGUCACCUCAACGUGACCAGUCCGCAGCUCCAGCAAAAGUGGGCUAGCGUCUCGCUUCACAGGAACGAGUUUCACUUCAACGCGUCCGGGCAGAUGAACGUCCAGCGGCUCAAAAGUUCCGGGUCCAUUACAGUUACCACGCCUCUGGACGGCUACGAGGGCUUCGAGAGUGAGUUCCAGUACGACGUGGCAGGAGACAUCAAGAGUGGGAGAGCUGAGCACCGUACGGUGGGAGGUAACAUCAACGCCAUCGAGUUCAAAAGCAAGGCUAGUAGCCCAAAGAGCGGCCAAGCGCACGCAGAGAUCACCCUGCCAUCGUUUGGCGUCCCAAAAAUCGACGUAGAGGGUAAGUUCGACUGCCGUGGAACUUCAAAGUUUGCGGAAUUCGAAGUUCUUAUGAACAGAGCUGAAAAAAUUUUGAGCGCGAAGGUUGAAAUGGAGAAAAACAAACUGAAGGCGUGGUUUAUCACUCCUAAAGAUGGAUUCAAAGAUGUUUUCGUUUCUGGUUCAGUUACCUCUGAGAACGACAAGAGGGUCAUUCUUAUCCAAGUGAAAAACAACAACGCUGACUCAAAUCUUAACAUAAAAGCUAAUUUACAGAAGUUCAUUUCUGAUGUGACAGUUGAUGUAAGCACACCGUUUGAAGAAUGGCAAACAAUACAACUAGUAGCAAAAUAUGAUCUGAUGAGCCUCAAGAAAAUAGCACUCUUCAGAUUAACAAAGAACAGGGAAAAUAUUUUCGAUACAUCUGCUCAGGCUUUAAUGGAGCUCAAAUCUGGAGAAGCUGACAUUAAACUGUCAACGUCAUUUCUGGAUUUUAGCUCACUGGCGUACAAGGGUUCCUACGAUUUUAACGAAGACUACUCAGCAGGCGUCUCUCGCGAGAAGGACGGCGUUACGCAAUCUCUUUCGGGCCGCAUGUCCAUCCAAGAGGACGGCGCUGACGUUAGGGUUCAAACGCCGUUUGAAGGCUAUGAAGAUGUUACCCUUGCUGGGAGGUAUUCCGGCGGUGAAGCCAAGUCAGCUGCAAUUUCUCUGGAGACCAAUGGGAAGAAGAAAUCAUUCGAAAUUUCGAUCUCAAACAAGAACCAAGUGGCUAAAAUUAACAUGAAGACACCAGUAAAAGAUUUCGAGACGGUAGUCAUCGUCUUAAACUAUGGCGGACUAAUGAAGAAAAGCAAAUCUUACAGUGUAGACCUCGCAAUUAAGGCAAACGAAAAAACUUUCCUACGUACUGGGGGCAUACUGAACCUGAACUGGGAAAGCAAAAUUCAUUUGGAUGCAGUAGUUGACAUACCUCUUAUUGGUGGGUACUUCGAUGACCUGUCCGUGGACUUUGUGCUGCUACCGGGCCUCCCCCCUCGAAUGGUACGGCUCAUUCUCAAGAACCGCGGAGACAUGACACUGGAAAUAAAGAAUGAUAUCUUCAACACAUACAAUGGUGGCUUCACUGCAACCUCAUAUCUAAUGUAUGAACAGGAAGAAAGAAAGGGAAAACUUGAGUUUUACCCGAGAGAGAUUCUCAUUCGUGGAUCCUACGCCGCUAACGAUAGGAUAGUAUUUAGUGGGGAGUUCUUAUUCGAUUCUGCAGAUAAUAAAAUCAAUGUUGAAGCUAAAUCUCCAUUUGAGAACUAUGAACAUGUUGGGCUUGGAUGGAAACAUGGAAAGAAUUAUGCUCAGGCAUGGAUGAAAACACCUAUUCAAGAGCUGGAAGACCUAAAAGCGUACGGUGAAUUCAACAUUAAAGAGGCCAGCAACAGCUCUCUUAAAUUGUCAGCUAGCCGAAAUGAUAACGUUUUUGACCUUGACAUUCUGAUCAAGUAUGGCUAUGAGUCUGGCGAUUCACAUAUUGCCGUGCGAACUUCACUUAAGAACUACGAAAAGUGCUUCCUGGGCGUCAAAUACGACGUAAAAAGCCCAAGGAAAUCGGCUACGGUACAGAUGGAACGGAAUGAAAAUAUCUACUCGUUUUCUGGAGACGUUUUGGUUGCUGGGCUAGUAGGAGAUGCUGUCGUCGGGGUAAAGACACCCCACGACGGCUACAAAGAUGUCAGAAUUGAGGGAAGUUAUGAUUUCGACAAGAGGGGACAGAAAAAGAUAACAUUGGUCGGUGAUUUCGAGGACAAAAGAUGUAUCAACGCAAGAUUUUCGUUCACAUAUGGCGGAUCCAAAUCAAGCAUAGAAAUUAUCUCGGAAACUCCAUUGCCUUUCGCAACGUUCGGCGUCAUCGGCGAGUACGAUUAUGCUGCACCAACGAACACAUGGAACAUUAAAUCCUCGAUCAAAAUGGCUGGAGUUGCAGCUGAAGUCAAUUCAGUGAUUGUGAAAAAUAAGGAGGGAAAUCUUGUUGUCGCCUACGAAACACAGAAUGAAGCAAAAAGAGUGAAAGUCGAUUGGCAACUCGAAAACGGUCUAAAACACAAGAAAGCUGCGUUUUCAGUUGAUACUGGAAAGGGGAGAAAGAUCGAGGCUAUUGCAUCCAUGUACUUAGAUGGAUUUAAGAAUGUGGAAACGGAAGUAACGAUUACAAGCUUGAACUCCCAGACGUACUCAUUGACUGCCCAAUGGAACAUGGCGCGCAGUAAUGUGAUUGCUGGUAAUAUUGGGUUACAGUGGGGCCCUGGAAAAGAGAUAAAACUGGAAGGUAACUUAGAGAUCGGAGAGUCUAAGAAGCCGGUAAAACUUGGCCUUACUAUGACAUCACCUUUCCGUAAUCUCGAGAAUGUAAGAUUCAGUUCAGUUGUAACAUAUGAGAAUGAGUUGGUUUUAACAUCAGAAUUAGAAUGGGACCCUACCAAAAAGAUUAUCCUAAACAGCAUGUUUAGUCACAGUUCUCUACAUACAAGGUCUAAAGUUGUGUUCACAACUCCUUUUACUCCACCACUUCUAUUCACGCUAAAGCAAGAUCAGGCUGGACUACUGGAAGCUCUCUUCCAGCUUGGAGACGACAAAUACGAAUUGAAGGGGAAUGUUGCUCAGUAUAGCAUUAGGCACCUAGAAGUCGAAUUCACUCUAACGACACCCCAGCCAGGUUUAAAUUUCUUGAAGCUCAGUGGCACUUAUAAUUUGGACGGAGGUGUCAAAUUAGCGAAGGCGUCGUUUACGAAGGAAGCUGAGACUGCUGCAAUUUACUUGUCAUUCAAAGCUGAAAAGAAAGAGCACUCCGCUAAGUUUGCAGUAACCGCACUAGACGGCCGUGAAUGGGAGGUCAGUGGUAUGCUCAACAGAACAAAGGGUGUUGAGUCAAAUGCGGUGGUCCAAUGGAAUGGACAUGAAAGAGUCGAAGCAGCAUUGACGUGGAUACCUACACACCUAUCGUUUGAGAGCAAAACACCCUUCAAGGGUUUUAAGGCUUUGAAAGCAGUCUACCUUCUUGAUCUUAGCACAUCAUCCAAAAAAGGACAGUUUAACGCUCAGAAAGAAAAUGACGAGAUCGACGUCAACUUCAAUUUCGACCUGUCGAAAAGCGACGUUAUUAAUUUUGAUAUUGCGUUGAAGACACCAUUUACUGAGUACUUGUCUGCCUCAGGAAGUUACAAGGAAAACGACGGCCACCAUGUCGUCAUGCAUGUAAAGGACAAACGAAAACAGACAAAAGUAGAAGGAAAGCUGCGAUAUGAGAGAAAAGAAAACCAACUCGAUAUACACUUUGAGUCGUCUAAAGACGACUACAAAGGUGUCGACAUUCGUGCAGGAUACAACCUUAAUGGCUCAAACGGUAACAAACACGCACACCUCGUCAUGAGAGUUGGAGAGACAAGCCUCAAGUCAAAGGUUGAAGGAGGGUUGAAAAGUGACAGUGUGUAUGCUUCCCUGAAAAUUGAUUCGUCUAUUCCAACUAUCAAAACAAUGGACGUUGGAAUCAACUUACACAAGAAUCCCUCUGGAUUUUUGAGAGGCAAUCUUAAUUAUUUGCGCAACGACGCCCUAUAUCAGAUUCGUGGAACUGGAAACUAUGCUCCAGGGAAUGUGCGAGCGCAGCUGGGGAUUGAAAUGCCAGGAAAGAAAAUUGACAAUGUGUUUGUAAUCACGAGGUAUGACAAAAACUCACUGAAUUUUGUUGUUGGCACUCAGGCCAGCAAGUUUGAAUUCGAAGGUGUAUAUGAUUUAACUGGGCCUCUAUAUUCUGUGAACGCCACAUUGAAGUCACCAUUCAUCAAAGUAUUGGAGCAUUUGGCCGUGCGCACUGUCGUAGACACUGAAAAUUUAACAGCUUUCUUCCUAGGACAGUGGUCACCUACUGAAAAGGCAGUAGCACAAGCAGGUGUCCGCGCCAACAAGCUUCUCGUUAAGCUGGAAACUCCUUUUAAACGGUGGGAAACAGUUGAACUCUCGGGACAGUACACAAGAAACGACCUGGCUGUGUACGAUCUUGAAAGCCGAGCAAACUGGAACGAGUUCGAAAUUAAGCUUAUCGGUUCAUUGAACAGUGAACCAAGUGAUUUCGGCGUCAAAGGUCACCUAGAGUGGAAUGGAAAUCAAAAAAUUGACCUUGAUGCUACUGUCCAAGUGGAGGGAGGAGAAAAUUUGAACAACAUACAGUGCAAGUUCCGUCUGUAUACUCCGUUCCCACAAAUGAGUCGAAUGGAGCUUGAUUUUGCGUUGGAUAUGUCCAACAGAGGCCAGUUGAGGUCCCGCCUCGUCCUUGUGACUCCCUUUGAAAUGCUGCCGGAACUACGCUCAACUUUGGUCCUUCGAAACGAUGAUUACCGACAAAUGAGUGGAUUGAUAGAAGCGACAGCACUUGGGCGAGAGAUGAUAGUUGGUGCAAACAUUUCCAACGAUGCUCUUCAGAAUGUGAAUUUGAAGCUACAAGUUUUGAUCCCAUUCCUCGAAGUUCCGCCAAUCACUAUCGAGGGAAGCUUAAACCAGCGUGAGUGGCGAAGUGUAGACUCACAGAUUAAGGUUCUUUUACCAAAGAAUACUUACCACGUCGGCGGCCACUACCACCUAGAAGAUCUCAGCUUGGAAGCAAAGUGUGUCUUAAAAACCCCUGUGAUAAACACUGAGCUGUCUUUUGGUGGAAAUUUGGAUUAUGAAAAUCUCGACAAAGUAAAAGUUGAGGCCUAUUUUGGGAGCAACAAUAUUUCGAUGAACUAUGAGCUCAAAGACACGGCUAUUACGGGUAGCAUCAACCUAAAUAUACCAGCAUUUAAGGUCAGGGUUGCUAGUCUAGAACUUCAAGCACAAUAUAGUCCUACAAUUCAAGCAUUUGUUUCUUACAAUUGCCAGCAGCAUUCUGGUUCUGUCUCACUAUCAAUGGAUCACAAAUCUGAUUCUGUAUCGACGAGAGUUGACUUAGAUCUCCCCGACUGGAUUGGCCCCACAAGGCGGACUCUGCAAGUGAGCCUUAAAUUUCCCGAGAACUCUUACAGUGCCUUGAUAACUUUAGAAUCGAAUGUAAAACAUCUUCUAUCAGUCUCUCUCGUUAACAACAGAGAGCUUCUAGAGGUCAGUGGGCACACAAGUGGACCCAUUCUUGGAGAGAAAAAUGCUGAAAUGAAGCUUCAGAAAAAUUGGGAAAAAUUAACUGUGAAUCUAAAUGAUAUUUUGCUUUUGGAUAAAAACAAGAAUUUGGGAUCAAUAACAUUGAAGUACAAGCAAACAACGCACAGAAUGCAAUACUUGAUGGAUGAAAGUAAAGGUAUGGGUGGCAGUAUUGAAAUGGAAUCUCCACUAAUUAAGGCACAGAAAAUGACAGUGAACGGCAACUUUGUCCAAGAAACAAAUCGAGUAUUUGCCGAAAUUGAUUGUAUUAUCGGAGCAGCAAAUCACAGAGGAUCAUUGACCCUGGCACUUGGAGAAGAUGGUAAAUCAACAACCACGAAGUUGGAGGUAGUUUCGGUCGGAGUGUUGAUUUUUGGAUUGGAUGCUGACGCUUUCUAUGACAACAUUAAUUCAAAAGCCGAGAUUUCAGUACAGCUGAAAGAAUCCAAACACCAUAUGACUAUUCGCCACAAGAGAACAUUGCCUUUGGACUCAAAACUCACCGUCGUAACUCCGUUCAUUGGGUCGAAAGUAUUCCAGGCUGUCCUGACAACUGGCGCCGACUCCAUACUGGCAUACGCUGGAACAGGCGAGGACAUGAAAGAGCAUUUCGUACUCCUCGAGGCUGCUUUAAACAGAGAAAAGGGACAAGCGCAUCUUAAUUUCAAGGCUCCCCUUGUUCCGUUUAUACGCCUACUCAGCAUGAAUGGCGAGUUCGUUGUCGAGAACGCCCGCAACAUAAAACUGAACCUUGGUGUCGAUUUUAAGUCAGAUUACGCUAACCUGCAAGUCCUAUCGCUGUUCUCCCUCAACGCUACCGAGCUUUUGGCCAAGUUUAACCUCCAGACACCGAUCGAGGGGCUUGAGUCACUCCAGGCAUCCGCACGCAUCCCGCUCGUGCUCACCAAGGACAUGGACGUGCAUGUGCGUGCCACCUUGCCGAGCGGUGCGACCUACGCCACUCACGCUCUAUUCCAGAACCUGGCUGACCGCCUAGAGAUGAGCGUGGGAGCUCAGUGCAAGAAAAGGAAGCUGGGCGCCGCCUUCACGCUCGUGUACGGACCAGUGUAUGCCCUGGAGGCAGAAGUUAACACGCCUUUUGCUCCUUACAACCACUACCGCCUAGACCUUAAGGGACAGAAAAGCCUGAUUGACGGCAAUGACAUUGUUAACUACGUAGAAUGGAACGAACAAAGAAUUGAGCUGCGUUAUUCUAUGCUCGCCGCGUCACGCAAGUUCGAGACAAGCGUGCAGCUUACUACGCCAUUCGUGACCUACGAGCGCUACGCUCUGAGCCUCAUGAUCGAGAACAACAAUCGAAAGGCCCUGUCCAUCAAGAUAUCACACCCACAGCUGAAGCAGGACCUAAUCGUAGAGUUCGAUUACACCUUCAACGGCAUGUCCAACGUAAACUUGAUUGCGAGGGUCACCGCUGACAUUCACCCUUCAUUUGAGUCCGCCUCUCUACUCUUCGGCAACAAACUGAACGCAGCAAACAAGAGCUACACUGGUUUGCUGUUCGCCCGAUACAACAAGGAAGAGGUUUCCUUCUCCGCUGAGGGGAUGCUUAAGCCAGGGCUCUUAAUGUCCGAGAUACAGGCUAAUGUAAACGCAAAACAGUUGUAUUUCCAAGCAAAGGGUGGCGUUAUCGACGAACUAAUUGAAGUCUCGCUGCAACUUGAAACGCCGUUCGAUGUCAUCCGCGAUGCAGAGAUAUUUCUGCAGGCCACGAACAAGAAGCUUAUUGGCACCGAGGCGCGCAUCGUGCACAACACCCACGAGUACCUGGGAGUCAGCAUCCGCCGCGAUGAAGCAAACAUCUCUACUUUCGAGAUCAGAAACUCGUGGCGACCAGUGUCAGCAAGCUACCUGUUCGCCGUCACUCCUGAGGUGAACCUCAUUGCUGAGGUCUGUUGGGACAUGAACGCCAAGGACAACUCUAUGAUCAGGUACGCCAUGCACGCCUCCAACUGGACCGACCCGCGGAAGGAGUUCACCUCCACACUGCAGGUGCCCACAAGGGUCAUGACCUUGAGCGGCGUGCUCGAGAGGAGCCUGACUCGCCGGGAGAUGGGACUCGAAAUGUCUAUCGAGAAGGACCAGGUGUACGGUCUGUCCUUUGCCCAGGACCGCGACGUCAGCCAAGACGACUCAACCACGAGGGUCCAGAGCCGCGGAAUUUUGCGCCUUCCCCGUCGUACUCUAGAAGUGUACCGCGACGUCGAGGUCUCUUCUGAGGACAACCAGCUCAAAGUCAAACGGGAUGGCACCGAGUUCCUCUGGGACGCCUCUCAGGACCGCGACAAAAAGAUCCUUCUUCUGAUGGUGCGUGAUUCUGGCUCGGGAGAGUUCCGUCUGCACCACGCUGCCCUGGAACACGACCUGGUGCUCCGCUUCAAGCACAGCCUUCACCAGGUGCGAGCAGAGUUGGAGUACUCUGGACAGCCCGAAGACUUGAUCAUCCUCGAAGGUGGCUACAAGGACGAUGGCGGCCACUUGCUGACCAGCUUCAUGGUGCGCCACGACAGCUCCAAUGUGGACGUGCGCGUCAAAGUGGCUGGCGUCAACACGCCGGGGAAGAGCACGGGCCUGAUUAACGUCAAGUACUUGGACAGCCGGACGGGCCAGGAUCGCGUGCUCGAGGUGCGCGGAGAGGUGCAGCACACAGAGCCCGCCUUCGAGGCUGGCAUCUACACCAACGAAAACAAGAUUAUCGUGAACGGCAAGCUGUGGUCUCGGGGGACAGGAACAUACCGGGGUAUGUCUGCCAGCGUGCAGAUGAACCAGCGUGACCCCUUGAGUAUCAAGGCAAACCUUAACGCCAUAGAUGAUUCACCAUCCAUCAAUGUGGACGUCCAGUAUGGAGAGAGUCGCACCUACACGCUGUUCGCCGGCAUGCCCAACCACCGCGAGAUCAAGGCGAGCGCCAAGCACAACUUGUUUGGCUCGCAGACCAUCGACGGCAUAUUCGCCAUGAAGCUCAACACUAGCAAGCUCUUCUGGACGCGCGCGUCUUGGCGCCCAGGCGUCCUGGACGAGCUGCAGACCGCCGUCUUCCAGGACUACAACGACCUCCUCCUCGCCAGCAGCGCCAUCUACGACGGCUUCACAGACUUCCUGCGGGAGGACGUCGGUAACAAAUGGGAAAUUAUCUACCCGAAAGUCAUCAGCACACUUGACGUUGUCAUUGAGUACAAUAAUGAAGAGCGGGAGGCAAUUACGAAAGACUUCCCCAACAUACUCAGUAAACUAAAGGAGCACUUCGAGCACAACGACUUUUUCGUCAAAGAUAUCUGGAACUUCUUUACAUCUACAGCGUCCAUGGCCAGCUCCGGCGCUUCUUGCGUCACAAAGCACUCCAUGGAACUGCUGGAUGCAGCAUACUCCGCGUUCAAGGGAUUCACCUCCAUGGUGAUGGACAUCCUGUACUUUGACGUCUCCGGCAUCAUGGACGUGAUACCCGUCAUCAAGGCGCUAGGCCAGAACGCCAUGGUGCACUGGAACGCCACGCUAACCGACAUUGCCGCCGUGCGCAACGCGACGCACCGCUGGACGCGGGAGGUGUUGCGCUCGGCGCACGACACCCUGGCCAGCCUCGAGGACGCUGUGGCCGACCAGAUGGCCGCCUGGGACGCCUUCGUCGAGGACGUCCGCCGCCGCGUGGAGCGUGCCGUUGUGCCCGCCCUCCUCACCGCGCAGGACGUGUUCCUCUACGUCAACUACCACGUCACCCAGAUCCAGGAGCACAUAUCGGCGUUCGUCGAGGCCGUGAAGACGCACCUGCUCAGCAUGGACGAAGUGCGCGAGCUGCUGAACCUGUACUCCCAGUACGCGUCCUGGCUGGAGGACUUCCACAUCCAGGAUUACUUUGACCGCUGGCUGGCCGAACUGAGCGACACUGCCGAGUGGGUGGUGCGCGACCUCCGUCAGACCUACUCCGACUACAAGGCCUACUUCGACGCGCUGUACGACGCCGCUUUCGGCCGCUACGAGGCGUUGAACAAGCUGCCGCCCGUCGCGUACGUUCGCAAGCUCGCCGGCAAGGUGUACCAGAAGGCGCUGUGGGCCUGGCGCUACUACGACGUCACCAAGGAGAUCGGCGAAGGUCUGCUGUGGCUGCUGCACCAGGUCGAGCUGGGCCUAUCGGACUUAGUCAACCACAUGGACGCCAGCGCCUCGGCGACUCCAACCUUGGAGCCAUCCUCUAGCCUCUACCUGGACAAGGAAAAGGGCCUGUUCGAGUACACGCAGUCUCUGCCGGUGCACUGGCACGGCUUUGACCGCCUGCCCGAGUUCCAGGAGCUGUCCCCCUACCGGGUGGCCGUCGAACAAACUGCUGACAUCAGCUCCCUGGACAAGUACAGGUACUACCUGCUCGACGCCCUCAACGAGUACCGUGCUGGCGUCAAACUGUCGCGCUUCCUGCCACCGUACGGCGCCACUGCCCUGCUGGUCGGCCGUCACCACUUUAUGACCUUCGACAAGCAGUUCUAUGACUUUGCCGGCGAGUGUUCGUACCUCCUGACUUCCGACUUCGUCAACUCUAAGUUCUCCGCCAUCGUGAACUACGAAAUAAGUAAUCGCAAGGUGCAAAAGAAGUCCCUGACCGUUCUGAGCGACGGCCACAGCAUCGAGAUUACGGCCAACCACCGCGUCCUAGUGGACGGCAAAAAGGUCGAGACGCCGGUGCUGGUGGGCGACUCGGCGACCGUGACGCGCGACGGCGACCGGGUGCGGGUGACGAGCCAGCACGGACUCACGGUCGACUGCAACCUCCGCUACGACGUGUGCGCGCUCGACAUCACGGGCUGGCACUUCGGGCGCACGGGCGGCCUGCUCGGCACUUACGACAACGAGCCCGCCAACGACCUGGCGCUGCCGACGGGCGAGCUCACCGGCCCAGACAACCUGGAGGGCUUUGCGGACGCGUGGCGCGUCGGGCGCAAGCAGUGCCGGCCCGCCAACCACGUCGAGACCGCCAAGCACGUGGACCGCGGGCUGGCCCGCGAGGCGCAGGAACUGUGCGCGUCCUACUUCCUGGACAGCGACUCGUCGCUGGCGCCGUGCUUCCCGCGCGUUGACCCCGCGCCGUUCCGCGCGCUUUGCGAGGCGGACGUCAAGCAGCAGGCCAACAGCCCCGCGAGGGACCGCGCCCUGUGCGCGCCCGCGGCCGCCUACGUCGAGAUGUGCCAGCGCGCCGGCAUGGAGCUGUGGGUGCCGCAGUUCUGCGUGCGCUGCGACCUCCCGGACGGCAACGUGCUGGCCGCGGGCGAGGUGAAGGUGUUCAAGGGCACGGCGCCGCAGUCGGCCGACGUCGUCUUUGUCGCGGAGCAGGCCGCGUGCCUGCGGACCGUGCCCGUCGAGGAGCUCGCCCUCAAGCUGGACGUGGCGCUCAAGCGCCAGGGUCUGACGGGCAACCGCUUCGCCGUCGUCGCCUUCGGCGGCAACGAGACCGAGACCUUCCGCGCGCCCCACACCCUGAGCACCGAGGGCCAGACCUGGGUCACGGGCCGGCACCUGGAGAAGGCCUUUGACGGGCUCAGCAUGUCGGCGGACGAGCCCUCGGCCACGGCCGUGCAGGACGCGUACGACGCGCUCUGGUACGCGGCGCGGCUGCCCUUCCGCGCCGGCGUGUCCAAGACCCUGGUGCUGGUGGCGUGCCACGAGUGCGGCGGCGACGCGAGCGAGCACGCCGACAGCUUCUCCGACGCCGUCGAGAUGCUUAUGGACGGCGACUUCUCGCUGCACGUGCUCGAGCCGCGCGCCGUGCGCCUGCGCAAGGCCAAGAUGAGCAAGGCCAAGUCCGGCAAGGCGGCCGCCAAGGCCGCCGUCAAGGAGGGCCGCAUCUUCGGCGCCGACCGCCAGGGCGUCUUCACGCCCAGGAACGUCAAGAGCCUCCAGCCCUCCGAUCAGCUGAAACAGGUGAGCAUGUCCAAGGACCUGUGCUCGCCGCUGGCCCUCGAGACCAACGGCACCGUCUUCAACCUGGACCGCGUGUCCAACGUGGCGCUGGGCGACGGGCCCGCCAUCCCCGUGCUCAACAAGCGCUUCCUGGACGUGUGGUCGCGGCGGGUGGCGUCCCACGCCCAGCCCGCCAACUGCCAGCGCUGCGACUGCGUCGCGGACCAGGACGGCAGCGGCAGGGCCAUCUGCCAGAACUGCCUCUCGCCCGCGCUUGCCCAGGACCUCAAGGAGUGGGACGAGAUGACGGGCGAGGAGGACUACGACGCCGAGGUGGAGGUGGAGAUGGACUUCCCGGAGUACAGCGACGAGGACACCGACAUCACCAAGAUCUGAACUAGAGACGAAACACGUUAACUAUUUAUUUAAGAUUUAUAUUUUUGUAAAAGAGAACCUUAUAGGAUUAGUACACCUUACUAGUUGUUAAGAUUAGUGCUAAAUGACAUAACUAAAUGUAUAUACACGCCGCCGGUAUCGGUUGGUCAAAGACUGUAAAUAAUGUGAACCGAGCCAUUUACGACAAAACCUCUUUCAUCUUUGUAUAGCUACAAUACUUACCAAAAUGUCUGUGUCUUUUGUAAGCGAAACGCUUUUAGCUUGAAGUCUUGCUCAAACUCAUUCAGGAUUUUGUAAAUGGCCUCUCCUUUGAUUGCAUAAAUCAAUCUCCAUCGUCCCUUUUCUAA
Molecule: messenger RNA, 14923 nt
Organism: Frankliniella occidentalis (western flower thrips)
Lineage: Eukaryota; Metazoa; Arthropoda; Insecta; Thysanoptera; Thripidae
Exons: 11
Coding region: 36-14576 (4846 amino acids)
Source: RefSeq, a predicted model, not a curated record